Molecule: messenger RNA, 3708 nt
Organism: Ictalurus furcatus (blue catfish)
Lineage: Eukaryota; Metazoa; Chordata; Actinopteri; Siluriformes; Ictaluridae
Product: zinc finger protein 585A-like
Exons: 11
Coding region: 191-3325 (1044 amino acids)
Biological process (GO): negative regulation of transcription by RNA polymerase II
Molecular function (GO): DNA-binding transcription repressor activity, RNA polymerase II-specific
Source: RefSeq, a predicted model, not a curated record
GAUAUACUUCCUUUUUUAUACCUACGUUCACUGCUCCUGUCCAGUUGGUGGCGGUAAUGCACCAAAAACCUGGAUUACCAUCCGCCAAUAAAACUGAAGAAGAAGGAGACACUGUAAACUCACAACAAAGGAAGAAGAGGUUUUUGACUUACUGAGAAACAGCAUUUAGACCUCAUAAUAAGACCUUAUAAUGGAAUCAGCAAGGGUACGACCGUGUUCUUCUAGAAAACCUCCACACACUCCUGGUCCCACUGACUCACAGCUUUUUGGGGAUGUGCAGACAGAAAAAUAUACAUCUUCAGAUGGAGGGACAUCAGGCUCUGUAGAACACAUCACCUGUGUGAACCUUCAGAAACAUGUAAAAAAGGAAGAAACCGUAGAUGAAGAAUACUUCUUUAAUGGAAUUUCAGGUAAAGCAACACCAGUCUCUGUGGGACAUAUCACACCUGUGGACCUACAGAAUCAUGUGAAAAAGGAAGAAGCUGAAGAUAAAGAUUAUCUCUGUGCUGGGACAUCAAAAUCUGUGGAAGAUGUAAACCAAAAUAAUGGAGGGUUUGAAUGGAAGUGUAUAAAAGAGGAAGAAUCUGAAGUUGACGACAAUUUCUAUACAAGGACAGACUGGGACAUGGAUGAUGCCCAGGUACAAGUCUUCUCCUGCUCCCAGUGUUCACUUUCCUGUUCAUCUCAAAUUAACCUCCACAAACACAUCAGAAGAUACCACUAUGAGGAAUGUGAGAGACUGCUACAAUCAGGAGAGUUAAAAGACGUGGCGCGUAUCACAACAAUAAGCUCCGAUAUUCAGCAAACAUCCUCCAUUACACUCAACAGGAACUCCUCUAAUAAACAAAUGCAGAAAGAAGUCUAUCCCUGUUCACAGUGUGGGAAAAGCUUUACUCACCGCAGUAAUCUACAACAACACCAGCGCAUUCACACAGGGGAAAAGCCGCAUCACUGCUCACAGUGUGGGAAGAGUUUUAUUGACCAGCGUCAUCUCAGACAACACCAGCGCAUUCACACAGGAGAAAAGCCAUAUUCCUGCUCACAGUGUGGCAAGAGUUUUAAUCAACUGAGUCAUCUUCAAGUACACUUGCAUAUUCACACAGGAGAAAAACCGUAUCACUGCUCAGAAUGUGGGAAAAGCUUUAUUCGAAGGUGUACUCUACAAGAACACCAGCACAUUCACACAGGAGAAAAACCAUAUUCUUGCUUAGAGUGUGGAAAGGGUUUUAUUCGAAAGAGUGAACUACGAAGACACCAGCACAUUCACACAGGAGAAAAACCGUAUCACUGCUCAGAAUGUGGGAAGAGCUUUAGUCGAAUGAGCAAUCUACAAGAACACCAGCGCAUUCACACAGGAGUAAAACCAUAUUCCUGUUUAGAGUGUGGAAAGAGCUUUACUCGACUGAAUGAUCUCCAAAUACACCAGUACACUCACACAGGACAAAAGCCGUAUCACUGCUCAGAGUGUGGGAAGACCUUUAUUAGAUAUAGUAAUCUCAUCCAACACCAGCACAUUCACAUAGCUCAGAAACCAAUUCAGUGCUUGCAGUGUGGACGGAGAUUUACAUAUUCAGGAGCAUUUAACAUACACAAGUGCUCCAAUAUUACAGCGGGUUAUGCUUAUGAUCAGAGCCUCCUUUUCCAGAAACAGCAUUUAGACCUCAUAAUAAGACUUAUAAUGGAAUCAGCAGGGAUACGACCGUGUUCUUCUAGAAAACCUCCACACACUCCUGGUCCCACUGACUCACAGCUUUGUGGGGAUGUGCAGACAGAAAAAUAUACAUCUUCAGAUGGAGGGACAUCAGGCUCUGUAGAACACAUCACCUGUGUGAACCUUCAGAAACAUGUAAAAAAGGAAGAAACCGUAGAUGAAGAAUACUUCUCGACACCAGUCUUUGUGGGGCACAUCACACCUGUGGACUUACAGAAUCAUGUGAAAAAGGAAGAACCUGAAGAUAAAGACUAUCUCUGUGCUUGGACAUCAAACUCUGUGGAAGAUGUAGACCAAAAUAAUGGAGAAUAUGAAAGGAAGCAUGUAAAAAAGGAAGAGUCUGAAGAUGAAGACAACCUCCAUACAAGGACAAAUUGGGACAUGGAUGAUGCCCAGGCACAAGUCUUCUCCUGCUCCCAGUGUUCACUUUCCUGUUCAUCUCAAAUUAACCUCCACAAACACAUCAGAAGAUACCACUAUGAGGAAUAUGAGAAACUGCUACGAUCAGGAGAGUUAAAAGACGUGAACCAUACCACCCCAGUAAGCUCCAGUAUUCAGCAAACAACCUCCAUUACACUCAACAGUAACUCCUCUAAUAAACAAAUGCAGAAAAAAGUCUAUCCCUGCUCACAGUGUGGCAAGAGUUUUACUCAGCGGAGUUCUCUCAGACAACACCAGCGCAUUCACACAGGAGAAAAACCCUAUCACUGCUCAGAGUGUGGGAAGAGUUUUAUUCAACAGAGUAAUCUACAAACACACCAGCGCAUUCACACAGGAGAAAAACCCUAUCACUGCUCACAGUGUGGGAAAAGCUUUAAUCGACAGAGUGUACUACAAAGACACCAGCUCAUUCACACAGGAGAAAAGCCGUAUCACUGCUCACAGUGUGGGAAGAGCUUUAAUCGACAGAGUCAUCUACAAAUACACCAGCGCAUUCACACAGAAAAAAAACGUUAUUCCUGCUUAGAGUGUGGAAAGAGUUUUAUUCUACAGUGUGUACUACAAACACACCAGCGCAUUCACACAGGAGAAAAGCUGCAUCACUGCUCAGAAUGUGGGAAGAGCUUUAAUCGGCAGAGUGAACUACAAAUACACCAGCGUAUUCACACAGGAGAAAAGCCGUAUCACUGCUUAGAGUGUGGGAAGAGCUUUAUUCGACAGAAUCAUCUACAAGAACACCAGCGCAUUCACACAGGAGAAAAGCCAUAUUCCUGCUUAGAGUGUGGAAAGAGUUUUAUUCGACGGAGUGAACUACAAAGACACCAGCGCAUUCACACAGGAGAAAAGCUGUAUUCCUGCUCAGAGUGUACAAAGAGUUUUUUUCGACAGAGUGAUCUACUAAUACACCAGCGCAUUCACAGAGGAGAAAAGCCAUAUCACUGCUCUGAGUGUGGGAAGAGUUUUAUUCGACAGAGUCAUCUACAAACACACCAGCGCAUUCACACAGGAGAAAAGCCGUAUCACUGCUCUGAGUGCGGGAAGAGCUUUACUCAACAGUGUAAUCUACAAGCACACCAGCGUAUUCACACGGGAGAAAAGCCAUAUCAGUGCUCAGUGUGUGGGAAGAGCUUUUCCCAAAAAAGAAAUCUUCAGCAACACCAACGAAUUCACUAAGGAGAAAAGAAUGUACAACUUCUCAUACUGUAGGAAGAUGUGUACAGAUAAAGAUCAGCGCAUUCACACAGGAAAAAAGUUGUAAGAGUGCUCUAAGUACGGGAAGAGUUUUAAUCAAAAAAGUAGUUUCAUACACCAACAACAAAUUUACAUAUAUAAACAAACUGAUCAAAUCAGGAUGAACACAGCAGCAACGUACAAACAUGGGUUUUUAUUCAAGAGAAAUGUAAAAUUAAGACAAAAAUUUUGUUUGUUUUAUAUAGGUUAUCCAAAACUAAACAUAUAUCUAGAAUGUUACACCUUUUAUUUAACUUUGUAAAUAUUUCAGAGGAAUCAGGACAUGAACAUAUUUUGGGUGAUUAAAACAGCUGGUAACAUUUAUU